Messenger RNA from Pararge aegeria (speckled wood butterfly), 1430 nucleotides. Its product is annotated as erlin-2-like. Gene Ontology annotation, molecular function: cholesterol binding; ubiquitin protein ligase binding. Gene Ontology annotation, biological process: SREBP signaling pathway. Gene Ontology annotation, cellular component: endoplasmic reticulum membrane; endoplasmic reticulum. Bases 147 to 1118 code for a protein of 323 amino acids. Lineage: Eukaryota; Metazoa; Arthropoda; Insecta; Lepidoptera; Nymphalidae. The record is from RefSeq and is a predicted model, not a curated record. The transcript is spliced from 7 exons.
UAAAUGUAAGUUUUUUUUAAUGAUUUAUUUCAAAUUUGAUUCUAAGUACUGAGUUAAACGUAAAGUUUAAUGUGAAAUUCAGUUGUAAACGCACAUCCAACAUACCGUUAAUAUUGAGCGUUCAUUUCGAUUUUUGGAGGCCAGCCAUGGCUGAUCAGACCUCUACGUUAGCGGUUGUUAUUUUGGCUGUUGGAGUUUCUGUGCAUUUCUCCUUACAUAAAGUUGAAGAGGGAUAUGUUGGUGUUUAUUACCGCGGUGGGGCAUUACUCCCAGUUACAAGUCAGCCAGGCUUUCAUAUGAUGAUCCCGUUGCUCACAACUUACAAGGCUAUACAGACUACUCUGCAAACUGAUGAAGUCAAAAAUGUCCCAUGUGGUACAAGUGGCGGAGUGAUGAUAUACUUUGAGAGAAUUGAAGUUGUCAAUAAAUUGGAUCCAAAUAGUGUCCUAGAUGUGGUUCGCAACUACACAGCAGACUAUGACAAGACCCUAAUAUUUAACAAGGUGCAUCAUGAGCUGAACCAGUUUUGCAGUGCCCACACACUACAUGAAGUAUACAUUGCACUGUUUGACCAGAUUGAUGAGAAUCUGAGUACUGCCCUACAAAAUGACUUGAAUGAACUGGCACCAGGACUAAAAGUGAAUGGAGUUCGUGUGACAAAACCAAAGAUUCCGGAAAUCAUAAGAAAGAACUAUGAGCUUAUGGAGGCUGAGAAAUCAAAGUUUCUAAUUGCAGAACAACAUCAAAAGGUUGUUGAAAAGGAAGCUGAGACUGCCCGUCGGAAAGCCGUGAUUGAAGCAGAGAAAGAAGCUCAUGUUGCCAAAAUCCAGUAUGAACAGAAAAUCAUGGAAAAAGAAUCUGUGCAGAAAAUGGAACUCAUCCAAGACAGUAUCCACAAAGCUAAACAGAUGACAAAAUCUGAAGCUGAAUUUUACCAUUUGAAGAAGCAAGCAGAAGCCAACAAAGUUCUACUAACAAGAGAGUACUUAGAACUUAAGAAAUAUGAAGCUCUUGCACUAAAUAACAAAAUCUACUUUGGUAACGAUAUUCCCAAUAUGUUCUUACAAGCAAAUGUAGGUGAACCUGUGCAAGUCCCUCCAAAUGUCCAAGUAGAAUAAAUAAUAAUGGAUAUAAUACAUGAACUAGUCAUUUAAGAAUACAGUGCUCUGAAAAUAAUCAAUAUUGUAGUUUGUGUGUAUAAAACAUAAUAAUGAAUGUAUGGGGUUAGAUUAAUGUAGGUUUGGUUUAUUUAGUGUAUGUAUGUAAUAUGUGUAUAAACUUAACGUUAAAUGAUUCUAAUGAUCUUACUGGGGCUUUUCGUGCAAUAUACAGAAUAUCAAUCAAUAAAUAUCUAAAAUGAAUGUUGUCCUAAGCGGCUCAUAAAUUUUUUUUAAUGUGAAAUAGCAGUUCCAAGUAUCACCAUGUAAUAU